AUGGCGGCCGCCUCGCUCGACGCCAACUUCAAGGAGGAGCUGAGCGCCAUCGAGCAGUGGUUCCGCGUCCUGAGCGAGGCCGAGCGCACCGCCGCCCUGUACUCGCUCCUCCAGAGCGCCACGCCCCUCCAGAUGCGCUUCUUCAUCACGAUCCUCCAACAAAUGGCGCGCCAGGACCCGGUCUCGGCCGCCCUCCUCAGCCCGGCC
Molecule: messenger RNA, 207 nt
Organism: Rhodotorula graminis WP1
Lineage: Eukaryota; Fungi; Basidiomycota; Microbotryomycetes; Sporidiobolales; Sporidiobolaceae
Exons: 1
Biological process (GO): nuclear-transcribed mRNA poly(A) tail shortening
Cellular component (GO): P-body
Molecular function (GO): translation repressor activity; mRNA binding
Source: RefSeq, a predicted model, not a curated record